UCACAAACCUUUGGCAAGAGCUACGGUCGAUUCGUUGGGAUCGAUGGUGUACAGAAUCCCUUCAUACCUAAUUUCAGCCUUAGAAAUCAGACUUAUCUUACUACCGAGAUAUGGAAUACCUCCUCCACUCAUGGUUGAAACUGACCAGAAGGUCUAGAAGAUAGGAUGGAGACGGAUUUUCGCACCAAGUUCUCGGUCGACUUUCUUCCCGAAAUAAAAUGGCGGUACUGACUGAAAGGCUUCGCGGAGCGAAUAGAUGGCGCUGUUCGAGUAGCGCACUUGCAAAAAAUCAAAAUUUGAGAUGCAUACAGAAUGUCAUGCAAAGCCUGUGCACUCAUUUUCAAAACAUAACUCCAUGUCUCGUUUUUUACCAAUCCUUAAACGCUUCCUCAUCAACAAAGGCUCAAGUUUGUUAAAAAGCUAAGUGCCAAAAACAUUUUUGUGGCGUGUCAAACUUAAGGUGCUUGUUCCGCGCAUGCGUAUAUCAGUUUGUGAGGCAGAAAAUGGCGAACGGUAACCCGUUAGAGGAAUAUCUAUCUUCUGACGUCGAUGAGAGCGUAAUUAACGCUUUAGUUGGAUCUUUGGAAAGUCAGCUAGCUUCACCAACAUCCAAAGAACAACCGAGACAAAAAUCUCAGCUAAAUGCGCUUCCCAACCACAUAAAAUCAGAGUUGAACUCCAUACAAAAUCAACACACUUCUGAAGCGGGACAAAAAACAGGUUUGAAUUUGCAGAAUCAAAAUCAUUCGAACUCUAACACUGUAGGAACAGUUAAAACGCAAGUGCCAAACACUCAGAUCAUUGGAAUAAAUUCAGUGGGUCCUGGAUCACCAUCAUUAGGGGUUGGAAAGGCCCCAACCCCCAAAAUUAUAGUGAAUAGUAGUGGGGUUGUGCAAAGAUCUACAAGUUCAAAUCCCAUUUCAACCAGUGUCAGCCAACAAGUAAUAUCAGUUAUAAACAAUACAAACGCUCAAAACGUUGUGCAGCAAGUCAUAAAUAGUGCACAACGAAAUAUAGCGAACCAUAAAAACACUGCUGCGAGUGGUAUGGCACAGGAUAAUCCCAGUGCUAUGUAUGGUUUAGCAGCAGUGGCUGCAGAACAAAAACCUAUGAUGGUUCCAAAAUCAGAAACACUUACUCCCCAAGCAGUAGCAUCACUCGCACACAAUCCAAAUGUAUCAAUACAGAAUUCCCAUCAAAGUCCUUCAGCUCAAUUUGUGAUAAAAUCAGAGACCAAUAACAGUGCUGUUCCUAUUAAGGUAGAGCCAACUGGUAGAGUAACUCCUCAACAAACUGUUGUUAAUAUUGUAUCCACUCGGAGUUCUACACCAGUGUCAACUGGUGCGAUUGUAAAUACUUUUACACCAUCACCACAAACAGUUACUAUAGUAAGGACUCAGGCUCCAGCAAAUUCACAACAAAUUGUUGUAAAUACUGGUAGAAGUCAGCAAAAAACAAUAGCUCCAAGGAUGGUUACAGCUCAACAACAACAUAGAAUGGUUUCCAGUGGUCCAGUAAGAAUAGCAUCCAGUCCACAACAGAUUAUUGCACCGCGAUUACCUGGCAACCCGGUAAGUUUCUUGUGGAGAAUAGUGGAGUGCUUAGUUGCCAGCAAUAGCCAUACAUGCACUAUUUUUUUGAAUUGUUUCUAUACAUAUAAUUUGGUACCAUGUACUGCAUCUUUAUGUUUACUUGAAAAAUACAUAAUAAUGAUGUUCAUUUUUUAUUUUUGACAGAAUCAGCAUUUUCAGGGAAAAAGUACUGAAAUCAAUAUGAAUGAUAAAUAUUUUUUAAGUCAACAUGAUCUGUAAUUGCCUCUUUUUGAUUGAGCUUCAGCUUGUUUUUUUUCUCUAAGAAAAAUCCUCAUAGCUUUCAUUGUAAGAAGCUCUUAACUAUGUACCAAAAACUGA
Messenger RNA from Owenia fusiformis, 1910 nucleotides. Lineage: Eukaryota; Metazoa; Annelida; Polychaeta; Sabellida; Oweniidae. The record is from the annotation of a GenBank genome assembly.